Molecule: messenger RNA, 1398 nt
Organism: Fonsecaea monophora
Lineage: Eukaryota; Fungi; Ascomycota; Eurotiomycetes; Chaetothyriales; Herpotrichiellaceae
Exons: 4
Coding region: 1-1398 (465 amino acids)
Source: RefSeq, a predicted model, not a curated record
AUGCCUGCCAAAAACCGCCCUGCAAAGCGUGUGCUCAAUCGUUGGAGUGAUGAUCUCGACAAGGGAGUCCUGCUUUGUGUUCAGUAUGCGUGUGCAGAAGCUGGCCUGAAGAUUCCAUGGAGUCGUGUUGCGACUCUCAUGGGUCCCACCUUCACUGAAGGCUCCAUCGUUCAACACCUUGCAAAGCUUCGAAACCUCAUGGCCCAUCAUGGUAUUCCUGUGCCACCAGCUGUGAAGCGUGGGAUGGUCACAAAAGAACUAUCAAAGAUCUACACCAACGCGGGCAACAAGGUCAAGCUCGAAGUAAUUCCUCCAAUGUUUCCCGCGGUGGACGCGGACGACCAAGACGAAGGUGAAGAGAAGGGAUCCAUCUAUGACAAAGCCAAGCGUGCUCGUAAGAAGGAGGCUCCCAAAGAGAAAGAUGUGCCGGUGAAGAAGGAACCGAAAUCCAAAGGAAAGGGAAAAGGGAAAGCUAAAGGUCAUCGUCACCAAUCAAGUGACGAGGAAGAUAACGAACCUGUUCCAGAUUUGUAUGAUUCCGAUGAGGAGUAUCCUACACCUAAGAAGCGCCGCAACGACAAGACCAAGGCGAAGAAGGUUGCUGAAGCUUCCGCAGCUCUCGAUGAAGCCGAAUCUCCCACCCCCUCGUCGGUCGAAGCAACAAUUGUUGAUAACCACAAGGCUAUCAAGCAGGAGGAAGAGGAACUCGUUGGCUCUACUCGUCGCACUCGUGGAAUCAAGCGUGACUAUGCUAUCAUGGCCGCACCUUCCGACGAUGAAGCUGAUGUUGACGAGGAAGUCCCGGAAUAUUUAGACGAAGAGGCUGAAGGCAGCUAUGGUAGUAUUGACGUUGAUGAAGGCGAUGGUGGCAGUGAUGACACGGACGAAGCGUCUAGCGAAGCGUCAACCAUCAUCCUCGGUGGUCAGCAAGUAGACUCUCAAAUUCUUGGUCAGCAGAAUGUGGCUGGUCUCCCAUAUGGCCAGAUCAUCUCCACCACUACGGCUCCUUUCACCCACCUCAAUACCUCGAAUGCCGGAACAUACGGUCAUCAUGGUCACAUUGGUGUCGGCCUCAUCCAUAACCCAUACUCGGUUCCUGGGCUCGGAUAUUCCGGUGCCACGUUCUUGAACCCAGUGCCACAAGCGUAUCCAGCAUCGCAGUUCCAGAGCGUGAGCAUGUACGGUUCGUCCACGGAUUCAUCCCGCAACAAUUCGAUUGCUGCUGGCAUGAUGUUCACGACUCUUCCAUCGAUGUCUGACAACGAGUUCUUGACCCCGCAUACCGGCUUCGGACAUGGUAAUACCGGCGAUGUGAUCAACGAGGAGGACAUGAUGAACAGCACGGCAAACGACGAUAUCUUCUGGAACGCUGGUGACUAUCUGGUCGAUGAUGCUUAG